This is a messenger RNA of Lottia gigantea (owl limpet), 747 nucleotides long. RefSeq lists its product as hypothetical. Gene Ontology annotation, biological process: mitochondrial respiratory chain complex IV assembly. Lineage: Eukaryota; Metazoa; Mollusca; Gastropoda; Lottiidae. Gene Ontology annotation, cellular component: mitochondrial inner membrane. The record is from RefSeq and is a predicted model, not a curated record. Bases 40 to 366 code for a protein of 108 amino acids. The transcript is spliced from 4 exons.
CGAAGUUGCAGCUUUAAUGGCGGCUUCCAUGUAAACAAAAUGAAUGUGAACAAGUUAUUUUCUCGAAGGUGGGCUCAGUGGAAAGAACAGUUGCAAAAACAAACAAAAUCUAAAUUCUUCAGAGAAGGACUGCCAUUCAUUUUGUUUGUGGUCAUAGGAUCAUUCGGUUUGAAAGAGAUAUGUAGUAUUAGAUAUGAGUUUAAAACGACUGUGGAAACAGUUCAGGUUCCAAUAAGUGAGGAAGAAUAUCAGGAAAGAAACAAACAUGAAAAAGAAUUGGUGGAGUCAUAUAAGAAAAUUGAUUAUGAAAAAUGGAGAAAUAAACGUAUAUGGAGAGAAAGUGAUGAGGGAAAAAAAUUUUCAUAGGCAACUAAUUGAUAUUAUGUGAAUAUUUUCAAAUACCAUGCUGUUAUGUGAACAUCUUGAAAAACUAUGCUAAUAUGUGAAUAUUUUUCAAAACCCUGCUGUUAUGUGAAUAUUUUCAAAUACCAUGCUGUUAUGCAAAUAUAGUAAUUCCUUAGUUCAUGUGAACUUUUAGAUGCAAGCUUAUCAAAUAUAUAAAAGGCUUGACAUGAACAUAACUUACAGGCAAGAUUGACAGGCAAGUGUUUUCAAAAUGCCUAAAUUCACGCCAAACUUAAUACCUGGAACCCAUCUUAGAGAAUUGUUAAUGUGUGAAAAAUUGUAUAGAAAUUUGUUUGAUAUGUAGUGUAAGUGUGUGAAAGGAAAUAAAUUUUAAAUCCAAAA